GGUAAAUAAAAUUAUUAAGUGGCAACACUAAAUAACGACGUUCUUUCGCGGUGCGUGCGACAUGACGCGCCGGUGAAUUUUAUUAUAAAUUUGACGUAAUUCUUCAGUGCAUAUCUCGUAAAUAAGACUUCACAAUGGCCGAUCAAGUCGACUCAAUGUCAGAUGCGGAGCUGCGGACGAAACUAGCCGAGCAUGGGUUCCCCAUAAUGCCUAUAACGGCAUCCACAAGAAAGUUGUUGGUGAAAAAGUUGAAAUUAGUAUUAGACAACAAAACCAAACCUCGAACUAACGUCGAUAACAAAGCUGACACAAGGCGGUCGCUCGCACGCUACUCAAGCGGCGAGGAGUCCGAUUUAGACACAACUACGAAUGCUAAAGAGAAACGUGGCCGCCGAGCGACGACCGGCGGGGCUAUGUUGCCGCCCGCCGCCAACAAGACGCGUCGCCCGCCCCCUAAGAAGGGUUCUCCCGCGAAACGAGACUCUGAUAAGGGCUCCGAGUCUGACGAGGAAAAACCUGCAAUGAGAACACACGAAGAGGUAGAGACAGUGACUACUCGCACUAUCAAGCGCACGUACGCGGCUAACGACCAGGACGACUACGAGACCGGCUCCGACAGUGAUGUGGACGCCGACAAGAAGACGUCCAGCCCCUUCCGAAGCAACUCAAGGUCGAGCGACUACAUCUCCAGCACAUUACCCUCUGUUGACGUGGGUGUUGGCAUCAGUCCCCCUAAGACAUCAGUGUUCUCUCGAGCAUCUAUCAUACCUACCAACUACUCAUCUUCAUACUCAUCCACUUUGUCUUCCUCUGAUAAUCUCAAUUCAAUACGCUCACGGUUAGGUUUGACAUCUUCACUGGCUGACAGGCCGUCCAUUAUACCAUCAUCUAGCUAUACUUCAAACUACUCUACAAGUACUUAUCAGCCGUCUACUUCUACUAUUGAUGAGGUAGAAUCUCCAUACUUAAGUAACUUCACAAGACGUCUGUCUGCACUCAAGUCAGAUCCACCAAGAAGCACAUCUUUCCUGGACAGAGACACAAACAAUGGUAGCACAGUGUUACCGCGCAGGUCUUUUGUAACUGGAAUCAAUCGUUCUGACAUAGGCGACUACAAGUCUGCCACUGAUAAGAAGUUUUUAAAGAACAAUCUUGUGUCCCUUGCUCUGGUUGUGUUAGUUGCACUUUUUUUUUUUUGCUUAUUUUUCAUGUAUAUAGUUAAGAAAAACGACAUCACGUCAGUGGCGGAUGAUCAGAACAGUGUCAUACCAAUCUGUCAGUUGCACAUACCUGGCAAUAGACCAGGGAUCAACUGUGUGCCUAAGGAACAAGUCAGUUAUGCUAAAAGUCUACUAAAACUCAUACAUCCGGAAUUGACAGCGAGAAUAGCAGCAUACAAAUGUGGCCAGCCUGGCUCUCUGCCCUAUCUCACUGAGAGAGAAAUUAUUGACAUAGCCAGUGCUAAGGCUGAAACCUCUGAUGUCAGCCAGUGUCGCACUGACCUGAACAACUUGCAAGUGCUGCUGAUAAACAACCCCCGCUGGGGACUCAAAGUUGUUCAACUGAGUAACUUGUACACUAAGGAUGCAGAGUUCACUACCAUCAGCGCCACAGACUUGAUUGUCCAACAACGAGCCAAGGGCACUGUUGCUAUCAGCCUCACAGACCCAUCAACACCCCUCUCAUGUUUAUUCAUCAACACAUUGUACUCAGCUGGGUCCAGUCUAAUUAUAAUUGCCCUCCUAACUUUACUAGGCUUAGGGCUACAAAGAGCUUACAAAUACUAUGUACUGUAUCAGAAAAGGAAAAGUGAAGAGAUCUAUUCUAUGGUGGAGCAAAUUAUCGAUGUGAUAUCUCAAGAGACUGAGGAUAGUGGAGAACCAUACAUAUCUGUGGACCAUGUGAGAGAUACACUGAUCCUGCCACAAAACAGGGAGAAAAUGGCGUCCGUCUGGGACGCCGCCGUCAAGUUCAUACAGAGGAACGAGAGUAGGGUUCGCAUGGAGGUGCAGUCAGUCGACGGAGAGGAUUGCCGCGUGUGGAGGUGGAUAUCUCCUCACAGCAGCCCCAAACGCAGUGCAUCAUGGCAAGGCCAGGCUUUUGAAACUCAAGAAGGCUCAGUCAACAACCUGGUCGUCUCCCCGACUCCCUGCUUAAAAAUACGACACAUGUUUGACAAGAACGACAACAAUUCAUUACUGCGAGUGAAGAUACAGGACGCCAUUCUGGAGAAGUGCGACAGCCACUGCAACAUCCUGCACAUCGACAUCGACCGCACGUCGGGCUGCGUGUACGUGAAGUGCGCGUCGCCGACGGACGCGGGCGUGGUGUACCGCAGCCUGCACGGCUGGUGGUACGAGGGCCGCCUCAUCACCGUCAAGUACCUGCGCCUCGAGCGCUACAUGCAGCGCUUCCCCGCCUCGCCCAGCGCCGGCCCCUUCCUCGCGCCCAAGCGCCACUCGCGCCGCGACGACUAGCCCACACCCAAGCCGGACAGUUAUACUUGCGUGCUACAGUCGCCGAACUAUGUUGUUGAAAACAAACUCAAUUUCCCAUUAUGCUCAGUUAGAAAAGUGAAUCUUAGCAAUAUUAGAUCUCACAGAAUUUUUAAUCAAAACUGGUAGACACUUCUUGGCUGACUGUGCACGAGUCUAGCGACUUACUUGUAAGCUUCAUUUAUUUAUUGCGAAUAACUUUGGAAGUUGUCUUGCAGCUCGAGUUGAUUUCGUUGCAUUUUUAUCUGGUCUACAAACUGAUGGAUUGAUUUGAUGAUAGGUAGGUAGGAUUUAAUUAUAAAGAAUAUGUGCAGAUUGACUAUAAAUUGAUCAGCUUUCAUUUUCUAACAUUUUUUUAUUCAUAAUAAAUGUUCUGCAUAAUAUAUGUUCAUUUGUAUGUUGUUUCCAUUAACUUCAUCUUAGGUUUUAAUGCAUUGGUACUUCAAAAAUAUGUUUUUGAUAAAAUAGAGUCAUAAAAUGCUUGGUUUGUACAAAGUCUUGCCUGAAUACGUCAAUGAUUGUAAUAAUUAUAUUGUACCUGUGUUAUAUUUUAUUAUUAUAUAAAAAUAUAUCCCAAGUGGGCUGUGUCCCAUAGCCUGUGUUAAGCUUAAAACCUUUGUACUUGUCAAUUAAAUUUUUUACGACUUUGUGUAGUCACUGAUCUGAUUAUUUUCCUAUUAAGGUGCUGGUCAUAAAAUGCCUUAGAUUUUGAGGGAAAAUAUUGUUUUUCAAUAGUUUUAGAACGUGAAAUUAAAUCUGCUACUUCAAUUGUAAAUAUUGGACAUCACAACAUUCAGAUGUAAUUUUACUGUUUGAUUUAAGUUACAAAGUUUCAAGGGCUUAUAAUUGUUACUGAAUUUUACUGAUGUUUUGGAACAAAUUGUUUAAAAAAUGUUCGUCUUAAGUAGGAUAAGUUUCAUAGGGUAUAUCCGACGCAUACACACAUUUGAUUUAUUUUUCUUAUAAUUUUUAAGUUUUCGAUGCGACAGCACAAACGAAGAGACCUAGGCGUGUUUAAUUUCGUAUAAAAUUGACAUUUUGUUCUUAAGUAUUUCUACUAACUUCACUGUUCUUAAUGUCUAGUUAUUUUUAUGGAUUGAUUUUCAUUUUUUAAUAAAUUGAAUAAGUAA
Helicoverpa zea (corn earworm) is the source of this 3625-nucleotide messenger RNA. Its product is annotated as inner nuclear membrane protein Man1-like. Bases 135 to 2477 code for a protein of 780 amino acids. Gene Ontology annotation, molecular function: chromatin DNA binding. The transcript has 2 exons. Lineage: Eukaryota; Metazoa; Arthropoda; Insecta; Lepidoptera; Noctuidae. Gene Ontology annotation, cellular component: nuclear inner membrane. The record is from RefSeq and is a predicted model, not a curated record. Gene Ontology annotation, biological process: negative regulation of BMP signaling pathway; nuclear envelope organization.